This is a messenger RNA of Magallana angulata, 393 nucleotides long. RefSeq names its product ADAM 17-like protease. The annotation marks the transcript as partial. Lineage: Eukaryota; Metazoa; Mollusca; Bivalvia; Ostreida; Ostreidae. Gene Ontology annotation, molecular function: metallopeptidase activity. The transcript has 4 exons. The record is from RefSeq and is a predicted model, not a curated record.
CCACUGUGCAAUGCAACAAGGGGAACAACUUUAACAGGGGCAGAUAACUUAGAGGAUGGGCUAAGACUUUUCCCUAUUUAUGAUGAUCAAACGGAAAGUCCCAUGAGGCAAAAACGUCAGGCAAUGUCAUACGUAGGAACCCACACUGUUUGCCGAUUGGUCGUUGUUGCCGAUUAUUAUUUCUUCCAAAAUCUUGGACAGAGUGAUCGAAGAACAACAGGAGAAUAUAUUAUUGGAAUAAUUGGCAGAUUAAAUGCAAUUUAUAAGGUAACGUACUGGCCAGAUUCAAACUCAAACAUCAGGAAUCUUGGAUUUGAAAUUGCAGAGCUGAUUGUGCACGACUCCUACACAUAUGUUCCUCUCCAAGGCCGCCAUUACAACAUGAGGAACUCG